This is a messenger RNA of Penicillium crustosum, 1047 nucleotides long. Its product is annotated as zinc-dependent alcohol dehydrogenase family protein. The transcript has 4 exons. Bases 1 to 1047 code for a protein of 348 amino acids. The record is from RefSeq and is a predicted model, not a curated record. Lineage: Eukaryota; Fungi; Ascomycota; Eurotiomycetes; Eurotiales; Aspergillaceae. Gene Ontology annotation, molecular function: oxidoreductase activity.
AUGUCGUUCCCCUCAACAUAUGCGGCCUUCAGGCGCACUGCGGGUGCACUACCUCGAACUAUUGAGCCGUCGACAGAAGUGCUUCAAGUGGAUCUCAGCUCCCAUGAGGUGCUUAUCAGAAUCCAUGCCGUCUCCCUCAAUUUCCGUGAUGUGGGUAUGUUACAUGGGAGGUACCCGGUUGAGGUUGAGGAUCGCGGUAUACCGUGCUCGGACUGUGCCGCCGAGGUAGUAAAGACCGGACCAGCUGUCGAAGGCAUCUCUGUUGGUGACCAUGUCUCACCGAUAUGUGACCUCGGUAAUCUCACGGGGAAUGACGACACACCAAUCAACGCUCUUGGUGGGGAUACUGCUGGUGUUCUCCGUGAAUAUGCUGUCUAUGAAGACAGAUAUUUAGUCAAGAUUCCCGACUAUCUAUCAUGGGAGGAGGGCUCCACGUUGGCUUGUGCUGGGCUUACGGCUUGGACUGCGCUCGACGCACUGCCUGAAUCGUCUAAAACUGGCAGCGCUCUCUUACAAGGCACUGGUGGUGUAAGCAUGUUCGCAGUUUUACUCUGCGAAGCUGCUGGUCUUCAGUCCAUAAUCACGUCCUCUUCUGACGCGAAGAUCGAAAGCAUUAAGAAGCUGGGAUCACGAGUCGAGGGUAUCAACUAUAAGACCACGCCUGAUCAAGCAGCACAAGUUCAAGGUCUUACAAACGGUAGGGGUGUUGACAUCGUCAUCAAUAACUCAGGACCUGGGUCUAUCCCACAUGAUAUCGGACUCCUACGUAGGAGAGGUGGCACUGUGUCUCUUGUAGGCUUCCUGGCGGGCUACGCAACAGAGUGGGAGCCAUCAGCCAUCAUGGCACUGAUGGGGAAGAGCGCCAAAUUGAAGGGAAUCACGGCAGGCUCAAAGAGAGAUUUCCAAAAUCUCUGCCAAUUUUUAGAAGAGAAGAAGGUCGCCAUCAGCCCAAUUAUUGACCGUAUCUUCUCUUUCCAUGAGUCAAAGGAUGCUUUCAACUACCUCUACUCGGGAAAGCACAUAGGCAAGGUUGUUAUCAAGAUAUGA